AUGUCACAACCGGCACUCGACAUACCUUCAAAUCACGAUGCUGAGAAACCAAAUCAUAUGAUCUUCUGGCUUGAUGCAUCUAUAGGUAACCCAGAAGAAUACCUACAUCUGAAAAAGGCUUUCGCAAGUAAUACUGACCCACGUCAUCAAACUUGGACCAUGCUCACCGACAGGGAUUAUGACAAUUUGCUAGUUGCAACAGAAGCUCAAGAAGUGAAAUUCGAAGGUGUACGCUUUCUUCUGCAAGCUUUUACUAAGCAGGAGGAUUGUCUCGAAGCUUUUGAGAAAAAUCAAGACAAGCGCAUCUUCUUCAUUACUUCUGGACAAUUGGGUAGGCAUAUUGUACCAAAAAUCAUUGAACAAUAUCAACAUAUUUUCACUGAUAUAAUCACUAAUCAGCCGUAUCCAUCCAUAUAUGUUUUCUGUCACGAUGUCGAGGGAAAUGCUAAAUGGGCCAUUGAAUACAUCGAAUAUAUUCAAAUGUUCGACUUUGAUGCAGACUUAUUAGAACGUAUGGCACUUGAUAUUUCGAAAUAUUUCAUUGAGCGUGGUAAACGACUUCGACGGGAUAAUAACUUGGAAGGUGCACUGCAACGUUUACAUUGGGCAAAGAAACUCUGUCAUCAGCAUGACAAAAUGGAACAAGAAAUUUCUACGGAUAAUCCUCGACCAGUACAAGAAAGUCAAACAAUGAGGAAUAUUAAUGGGCUAAUAGAAGAAAUCGAAAAAAUAUUACCUAAAGAAUCUUCUCUGCGAAAUAGAAGCAGCAGUGAUAAUGAUGAUAAUGAGGAGGAAUAUGUUCAGUCAAGUGAACCGAGUAGUUGA
Molecule: messenger RNA, 825 nt
Organism: Rotaria sp. Silwood2
Lineage: Eukaryota; Metazoa; Rotifera; Eurotatoria; Philodinida; Philodinidae
Source: the annotation of a GenBank genome assembly